Molecule: messenger RNA, 1534 nt
Organism: Acyrthosiphon pisum (pea aphid)
Lineage: Eukaryota; Metazoa; Arthropoda; Insecta; Hemiptera; Aphididae
Gene: PGAP5
Product: Per1-like protein PGAP5
Exons: 9
Coding region: 338-1534 (398 amino acids)
Biological process (GO): GPI anchor biosynthetic process
Molecular function (GO): hydrolase activity
Source: RefSeq, a predicted model, not a curated record
UGCCGAGUUGUACCGACUAAUAUAAAAUUAGUGACUACCGAUCAGGCGGAGUUCUUAGUCAGUAUUUGGUAUAUUCACAGAUUUCAUGUGAUCUGUUGUAUUAUAACAAUUUUUUUAAUAAUUACAUUAAUAAAUGUUAAUUAUUAAAAUUAGUAACUAAUAGGUAAAUGUUAAAUUAUGUCUUGUCUGUGGUCGGCACUAACUAUGUCUAGUAUACAAACGUAUAAGCUUCUUAGCUAGCUGUUUUUAGAUUCUUGGAACUUCAAAACUACUAUAACUAUGUGAAUUAUGCAAAUCUCAAAUUAUUUUACGUUCUGUACUUCUGUGUACAUAAUUUAUGAACGGUGGCUACUCAAUUUUUCUGCUUCAGUUAGGAAAAUUCAGGAAGUUCACAAUGAUUAAGCUUCUUAGUCUCAUUACUAAGAAAUUCCUACGAUAUUUAUUGUGUAUCAGUGGUUUAAUAUUUUUUUGUGAAUAUGGCAUUUAUUACGUCGUCUUAUCACAAUGCAAUUGGCCUUCAGAUAGUAACAUGACAUCGGAGCAACCUGUUAAAGUUAUGUUUUUAGCUGACACACAUUUACUUGGUACAAGAAAAGGACAUUGGCUUGAUAAAAUGAUACGAGAAUGGGAAAUGGGAUGUGCUUUUCAAACUGCUAUCAAAUUACAUAAACCGGAACUUAUUUUUGUUUUAGGUGAUUUAUUUGAUGAAGGAUUAUGGAGUAGUGAAAGAGAUUUCAACUCGUAUGUUGAAACAUUUAAUUAUUUGUUUUCAGUACCAUCAGAUAUACAAUUAUAUACUAUUGUUGGUAAUCAUGACAUCGGAUUCCAUUAUAGCGUAACACCAUAUCUUGAAAAAAGAUUUAAUAAAGUGUUUAAUACUAGUCCAGUAGAAUUGAUCAGUAGACGUAAUGUUCAUUUUGUAACAAUAAAUAGUAUGGCAAUGGAAAUGGAUGGAUGUUUUUUAUGUCAUACUGCUAAAUUAAAACUAAACAUAAUUUCUAAGCGGUUAAAAUGCAGCCAAAAUGAAAAUAAUUGUUCAAAAAAAAUGAUGCUAGAUGGAAAUUAUAGUAAACCCAUACUAUUACAACAUUUUCCUUUAUACAGAAAAAAUGAUAUGGCCUGUAAUGAACCGGAUUCAGCCUCAUUAAAAGAAAAAGAAAAACCGUAUCGUGUGGGCUUGGAUUGUCUACGCAAAGAUGCAACAGAUAAGUUGUUGAAAGUGGUGCAGCCUCGUUUAGUUUUUGGCGGACAUACUCAUCACGGUUGCCAUAUUGAACAUACAAAUGGAGUUCAUGAAUACAGCAUAUCUUCAUUCAACUGGAGAAAUAAAUAUAAUCCAAGUUAUAUGCUUGCAUUAUUUACCAUGGAUAAUUAUUCCAUUGAAACCUGUCAUAUGCCUCGAGAACAUACAAUUGUAUUUAUUUACUUAACAUCUAUUAUAAUAUUUUUAUUUUUUAAAAUAUUAAAAUUAAAACAAACUUAUUCUAUUAAAAAUGAUCGCCAUCUAUUUAAUAGUAAAAAAUUAAAUCAAUAG